Molecule: messenger RNA, 618 nt
Organism: Anoplophora glabripennis (Asian longhorned beetle)
Lineage: Eukaryota; Metazoa; Arthropoda; Insecta; Coleoptera; Cerambycidae
Product: prostaglandin E synthase-like
Exons: 3
Coding region: 112-570 (152 amino acids)
Cellular component (GO): membrane
Source: RefSeq, a predicted model, not a curated record
CGCAUAUACUGACGACGAAUAUCUUUAAAUGUUGUACUGUAUCGAAUACAAUAACACCAUUCAUACACGGGUCUAUUUUUAUUAUAUUAUAUUUCAAAUAGAAAGGUAAUAAUGGUCGAUGUAAUUUCCAUAGAAAACCCAGCAUUUUGCAGUUAUCUGAUAUGUGUUUGUUUACUCACUUUAAAGAUGUUGGGCGUUACUUUUCUUACAAUAUUACAAAGGAUGAAGACGAAGACCUUUAUAAGUUCUGAAGAUGCAGCAUGGAAGGGAGGAGAAGUAAACAUUAAUGAAAACGUGGAAAGGCCAAGGAGAGCAUAUCAAAAUGACUUGGAAACCAUCCCGAUAUUCUGCAUUGUAAGCUUGGGCUAUUUGUGGACGUCACCGCCCCUGUGGCUAGUUAAUGUACUUUUUUUAGUCUAUCUGGUGACUAGAGCUUGCCAUACAUUCGUUUAUGCCAUAUACGUCGUUAGGCAGCCAACAAGGGCUAUUUUAUGGGCCAUUGGGGUCGUCCUUCUUGCAUAUAUGUCAAUUCAUACGGCUUUGUUUGCCUUUAUUAAAGGCUAUUGUUAACAUUAUUAAUUAAUUUUAUGAAAUAUAUUAGUUUUGUUUUUAUUUUUA